GAGAUGGCAUUCAAAGGCAAAGCGGUCGAUUCGAAGACCGUGCUCUUCAAUCUGCUGCUGUGUCUGUUCAUAUUUUACUGUCUGUUCUACAUGAUUGGCAGCGUGUGUUUCGGUGCCUUCAGGUUGGAUCACUUUGAUGGACUGAUUCCAUUUGACUUUAAGACUGAGCCUACUGAAUCCAACUCCAAAUAUUUGGUGAACCUCCUUUCCUUGGAGCUCACCUACUUUUGUAGUGGCCUUUUGUUUGCUGCAGUGGUGAAGAGGCGAGUCUGGGACUAUGCUGUCACUGUGACGCUGCUGCAUGUAUUCAUCACCAGUCUAGUGAUGAUGGAGUUUCCCAUGGUGUGGCAGUGGUGGCUGGCUUUAGGCAGCGGCUUGUUUCUGAUGAUCUGCAAUGGUCAGCUGACAGCUUACUUCACCUGCCAGAGCGACCAGAGCUAUGCUUUUUUCAGCAUCUACUGA
Molecule: messenger RNA, 462 nt
Organism: Scomber japonicus (chub mackerel)
Lineage: Eukaryota; Metazoa; Chordata; Actinopteri; Scombriformes; Scombridae
Product: transmembrane protein 244-like
Exons: 6
Coding region: 4-462 (152 amino acids)
Source: RefSeq, a predicted model, not a curated record